Molecule: messenger RNA, 964 nt
Organism: Magnolia sinica
Lineage: Eukaryota; Viridiplantae; Streptophyta; Magnoliopsida; Magnoliales; Magnoliaceae
Product: EID1-like F-box protein 3
Exons: 1
Coding region: 53-853 (266 amino acids)
Source: RefSeq, a predicted model, not a curated record
UACCGAACAAAACGCCCAUUUCUUUCCUAUCGGAAAAUCCCUCCAAUCGGAGAUGAGUCGUCGGCGGAAAAACCAGCGGUCCGGCGAGAAUUGCAGCGAAUCAGGUAUUCUCGACGAGCGGAUUCUAGUGCUGGUCUUCGAAUCCAUGAAUUGGGAUCCGCACGUGCUGUGCAAGGUAGCAUGUGUGAGCCACAAGCUCCGUGCAGUGGCUAGGCGUGUUCUGUGGAGGGAGCUGUGCGUAUCGCGGGCCCCGAGGAUGGUAGGGGCACUGAUUAGCAGCGCUCCGAGCGGGCGCGUAGGCGGCGGCUGGCACGCCCUUGCGAAGCUGUUCUUCUUCUGUUGCGGAUGCGUAUCAAGCCGCCACUUCCGUGUGGACCGUACAUUGCCGGGCCACUUCGUGGGAGCAUCUCGAUUCUCGAAGACAUCUGGGAAGAGCUUCUUGGCAAGGAAGUGCUGGGGGGACUUGUUGUACGUGAGUGAUCCGUGCGAGCACGAAAUGGGGCCCGACGAGGACGACAUUGGUGUAUACCGGGGCGUUUUCAGCGCAUUCAUGAAGUCGCGCACACGUGCGUGCUUGAUCAAGAGGCAGGUGGAAUUAGAAGCCCACGUGAGGUGCCCAUACUGCGGGGCACGCGUGUGGAGUAUGACCGCGGCACGGCUCGUACCGCAGAGUGCCUGGAAGCGGCUGGGGUCACACAACGGACGGCUGGAGUACUUUGUAUGUGUGAAUGGUCACUUGCACGGGAACUGCUGGUUGGUACCGUUAUCAAGCGAUGAUGACUACGACGAUGACGGUAAUGAUCUUGACGGUGAUGAUGUUGGUGUUAAUGGAAAAGUGAGACGCGGAGCGUAGAUCAUGGAUGGACCAUUGCCUUGAAGUGGCUUGGAGAACUUUUAGCUCCCUAGCUUCGUUUUCUUGGCGGUGUAUGAGAUCAGAUUGUGUGGUCCUCACGCGGUUUGUGAU